AUGGUCGCCAUAGUUGAAGAAAAUUUCCAAGUCAAAGAUUACUUGUACUUACCGAGAUUGUGGCUGAAAAUAGUCGGUUCAUGGAAUUUUUCCUUCGAUUUUUUGCCAGAAAAUCUUCGGUUCAUUGGGAGAUUCAUCGCCAACUGUUAUCGACUGUUCAUUUUUAUCAAUCUGGCACACAUUGAAACCCUGCUUUUAAUAACUUCGUACAAAGUUUACGUCAAAGAUGGACUUAUCGACGCUUUUUUGUUCUUUGUUAACGUCAUCGUGUUCUUAUGGGUGGUUAUUGUUGACAUUUAUUAUGUUUUAACGCAAAAAGGCUUGGAAAAAGUGUUCGUUCUCAUCAACGAAGGCUUUCGAUAUCGAAGUGCUCCGGGUCUGACUUACGUAACUAUCGAUUCUGGAUACAAUGCUGCCGUGAAAUUCCAUAAAUAUUGGCAUGUAUGGGUGAUCUUCGUCGUUAACGGAUACGCUUCGGCGUCUUUGUUCAGCAAAACCUUGCAAUUACCAUUGCCCGUUUGGUAUCCCUUCGAUUUGGAUGUCGGAAAUCGUUUUUUAAUCAUAUGGAUCAUACAGUACAUCGCCCAAUUCUAUCUUGGGAUACUUUAUGCGACAGCAAUUGGUGUUGUGAUGUACACGGUAAUUCUGUUUAUCUCUCAAUUUGAUAUUUUAUGUGCCAGUAUCAAAAAUAUUCCGUAUACGGCAUUAAUUAAAGCAGGAAUUGACAAGCGAGCACUUAUGAAGUUACAAGAUGACUACAGAAAUACUCCUCAAGAGUUAAAUCAAUAUAGCAUGGCAAGCAACAUCGAACUUUUUGAAGAUAUUGAUCAACUUGACUUGAAAAUCGAUGCUUCAAAGACUUUUGAGGACUUUAAACUCACCGUGGAAACUUUUAAUGAUCCAAAAGUCGCGAAAUGUUUAAAAGAAGCCAUCGUGGAUUGCAUUGAACAUCACAUUGCCAUCUCUGAUCAAUUGAAAAAGUUUGAAAAACAGAUGUCGGUGUUGCUUUUGAUCAAAUAUGGCGACAUAAAUUUGCUUUUGGCGAUCAUUUUAUUUGCUAUCUUAAUUUCUGAAGAAUUUGCUCGUAAAUUCGCCCUUGGCUGCUAUUUGUGCUGCCCCAUCUUUGAACUCACCAAUCUCUCAUACUUUGGACAAGUUCUCACCCUUCAAAGUACACGAGUAAUUGAAUCCGUCAUCAAUUCCGACUGGCAUUUAUACAUGAUGCCCGUAAAGAAGGAGUUGUCGAUCAUGUUGGCACGCGGCGUUCAACCCUUUGUAUUGACGGCGGGACAUUUGGUGAAUAUCACAGCGUCAAGUUUUAUUUCGGUCGUCAAGUUGUCGUUUUCGUAUUACACACUGCUGGAAAAGUUUAAAAAAUAA
Messenger RNA from Culicoides brevitarsis, 1380 nucleotides. Its product is annotated as odorant receptor 83a-like. Gene Ontology annotation, cellular component: plasma membrane. Gene Ontology annotation, molecular function: olfactory receptor activity; odorant binding. Bases 1 to 1380 code for a protein of 459 amino acids. Gene Ontology annotation, biological process: sensory perception of smell; detection of chemical stimulus involved in sensory perception of smell. NCBI's taxonomy places the organism in Eukaryota, Metazoa, Arthropoda, Insecta, Diptera, Ceratopogonidae. The transcript has 4 exons. The record is from RefSeq and is a predicted model, not a curated record.